AUGGCCAAUGAUUCAUCAAAGAGAGGCGCGAAGGUUCUCCCGUUCUCUUCUUUCUUUUUUCCGUUCCAAUGAUGCAAUCCUUUUCAUUCCCAGUGGUUUUUGGUUGCAGAUGUGUUCUUCUGAAGAUUCUCUAAUGAAUAAUUUUUUGUAUAAUACUUCAUUUUUACUGACUUUCUAUGGGUUUUAAAAAAAAGCACGUCUUAUUUUGGAAAAAUCGGUUGUUUUUCAUACUUAAUUUUGCGAAACUAUGUGUUUUUUUGUAAAAAAAAAAAAGGUCACCAUAAAUCGAUAAUCAGAAAAAAAAAAUCUACUUGGUUUUCAAGCUUCACGAAAAAAAGAUUUUCUUUGGUUAAAUUUUUUUAAAUUAUCGUUUUUGUUCUGGAGUUUUUCGAUGACAUUCGAGAGAUUGAAAUGCAAAAAAUAUAUGGGAUAUUAUUUUUUUUUUCACAAGUAUUUUUAAAAUUAUUACUAGCCUUUUGGAGGGUUUUUUUGGGUGAUCAAAAUUUCAAAACUUUUUAGAAAUAGGAUCUUUUUGAAUCAUAAUUUUUCAUUCCUUAUUUUCUAGGCUUUUUUCAUCAUCAUCAAUUUUCAGGGAAGGGGCGGAGGGAGGCCUGGACGAAAGCCAAAAAACCCGCCACCGGUCAAAAAUGAUAAGAAGGCGCCGGCGCCCGCUCCUGCAAAAAGGUUUCGAAAACGGGGUUUUUAUCGGAAAUUUGUAUUGAAAUGCAAAUGCGAUCGUAAUAUUUUUCGCUAGAAAUGGAAAAGUGUGACCUUUUUAUAGAAGAAGAAAAUUUUCGCACGAUAUUUGACCGCUUAGAAUGACUAAUAAUAAUAAUUAUUAUUUUUCAAUAUAAUUAGGUUUUUUUAUUAGGGUUAUGAAACUGGACUUUUUUUAAUUUUUUUAAAAUUCUCUGAUCUUUUUAUUAUUAUUUAUUUUUUUGAAUUUUGUUGAUCUAAGAAAAGUUUGUCUGCGAAAUUCCUCGCGCCAAACUAAUCUUUAUACCAAACAGAAAAAGUAGAAGAAGGGAAAUAAGUUGUAAAAAAACGAAAAAAAUGAUAGUUUUUAAAAGAUACCGCUUCCGGAAUUUUUUUCAAACUUUUUUUGUAGCUACAUUUUUUUUGGUCAUCAAGAUUUUUGAAUUUUAAAAUCUUGGAGCGAUAAAUACUUCAAUAGACCUUAAAACCCGCAACGAUUAGUAAUGAAGAAACUAGUUUAGAAAUUAAAAAAAUUUAAAGAAAUAGAUUACCAGAAGCUAAAGACACUCCGGAGCAUAUUUGAAAAAAACAUUUCCUUUUUUUAAUAAGUUUUUUUGAAGCUGAAAAGCUCAGCAAAAAAAGGAAAUAAUGCCUUGGAAAAAGUUCUUUUUUUCUUCGUAAUGUAAAUUUUUUUGAACGCGAGCUUGCAAUUUUUUUGAUGAAAUAUGAAAUUAGAAGUUCAUUUUCGCUAAUUUCGGCUUAAAAAAAUUGGUCCUGGUCAGCGAAUUUUUCGAAAAAAAAAGAAAUGAAUAAAUUGAUAGUGUUUCAAUAAUUUUUUUCAUUUCAAAAAGACGUAAUUUUUUUCAGUAAAAGAGGACGGGCGACGACAUCUCGUCGUGGAGCCCACGCUGCACCUGCUCCAGCUCCGCCGCCACCUCCUCCUCCAGCUCCGACAGGCCGAGGCGCUGCCAAAUCGGCCCGAGGCGGUCGUGGAGGUCGGGGCCGCGGCAGGGCCGUCUACGUCCCUCCGAAGCCCGAGCCGCCCAAACCGAAGUUCGACCUCCACAACAUCACCUGUCCCAGGAAGCUCUUCGAUUUGAGUGAGUUUUGGUGUCUACGGAAAUUGAUUAGAAAGAACAUAAAAAGUGAAAAAUUUGAACGAUUUUAAGCUCCUAAUCGAUUGCAUCUAGGACUAGAAUAAAAAAUGAAGGAUUCAUUGUUUGAUUCUAAAAUGAGUUCCCAGUCCCCCUUUUUCUUGAGAGGAACCCAGGUGGCUUGAACUUAUUACCCUGAGGAGCUUUUUUAAGAUUUUGAUGAUUGGUAUUAUUUUUCCCACCAAGAAUUUUAAAACAAGUUUCCUCAUGAAGUCUUUUUAGGACUUGUACAAAAAUCGGUUUGAAAAAGCGAAAGAAAGCAACGGGUUUCAACGAUUUUAGGCUAAAAUAAACCACGGUCUGAACUUUUGUUCAAAGUCUUAUAGAAGUGCAGAAUGAUUGGAUUGAUUAACCUGAAAAGCUGUUAUAUAGUUUUUUUUUUCGGAACUGAUAGUUUUGAAAGUUUCCUAGAGAAGGUUUUUUAUACCCAGAAAAUUAGCCUUUAUAAACAUCUCUUCUUUUUUUUAAACUCAUUUUUUGAGGAUUGUAUUUGAACUAGAUCAAUGAGAUUUUCAUAAACUCUUCAUCGCAUUUAAUCCUUAUCCCUUCAUAAUUUUAUCUAUCUGUGCUUAUUGAUAUGACCAAGACCAUGUCGGAAAUUGCUACAUUGAUCAAAUUAUUCCAGGAAUUAAGCCUUUUUUGAUGUUUCAAUAGACUUUUUUUUCUCCACUCUAAACCUCGAAUAGCGGCCUUUUUAUAGAAUAAUCGGAUUAACACUGUCUGUGGAAGUUUUUCUUUUUUUUUCUUGCAGUUUAACCUUGUUUGUUUGGCGUUUCCUGUUUCAGUGCAAGGAAAUUAAAUGAACCAGGUGAAAAUCUCGUUUUUCUUUUCAUUAGCGAAUUCUGUUCUGUCUGGUGUAAUGGAAGAGAACUUUACUUUUCUAAAUUAGGGCAAGACAUCAUCUUAUCACAAAAUUCAAUAUUUUUUUGAAGCUCUGGAUCGUUUGAAAUCUUUGAAAAAUGCAAAAAUUUUUUUCGAAUUUUUUUGAUUGCAAGUUAGAAUAUUUUUUUCUACAACACAACUUUUUCCUAUGGGAGUAAAUUAAUAAAACUGAAUAAUAAAAAAACAAAAAAAAAUUUUUAGCCUCAGAGUGAUAUGAAUUCAAAAAAAACUUUCUAUUAAAAAAUCCCUUUAUUCAAUCAUCCUACUAGCUUUGGGCUACCAAACGAAACACUUGAUGAGCGAAAAUAAAAAAAUAUAAUCAUUAAAACUGAAAACUCAUGUAAUCGAAGCAAGUGAAAUACAGUGUUCGGAGUGAUUCCGAGAAAUCAAAAAAAUAGCCGUCAGAGAUGGAGAAAGAUAACGAAAUUUUGGAGGGUCAGAGAUAAUUUUGCGUUUCGCGGAAAUUAUUCCGAACACGGCAUCAUAUUUUCAUCUUUUAUCGAGACUUUUACUCAAAUAAUUCCUUUUUUUUACUAUAUUAAAGCUGGAUAAAAUAAUUCGAGCAGUUUGAAGCCAAAAUAUUGAAAAAAAGGAAAAAAAUGUUUCAUAGAGAUUUUUUUGUGAAGAAUAUCAAGAUAUAUAAAAAUUAAUUAGUAUUAGUAUCAACUGAAAUUCAGAAAAUUUAACUAAUAUUCAAAACUUCAGAAAAACUGCGCCUUCCACGGUUCGCAACGAUCCAAGCCGGCUGGAGACGCAAAAUCAAACUUGUCCGUUACGCGGGAUCAACGCAUCUGAUCCGGUUGAGACGGGGCCGGAUCAGCAAACGGCGGAUCCGACUUAUUAGGCUUUUCAAAGGACAAUUUUUUCGGGUUCCCUCGAAACCGGUAAGCCAUAUUUUUUUAUAUUGUAACGGUCAAAAAGAGAAGCAAAAUUUUUUUGAAUUAAUUUUAAUAAAAGUUAGGAGAGUUAUGUUGAAGUUUUUUUCACUUUUUUUCUCGAAUUUCGGCUCAUUUCACAUUUCUUAUUUUUUUAUAGCGUUUGUUGAAUUUAUAUUUUUUUAUUCUUUGAUUAAAAUUCAUUCGAACCCGGGAAAAAGGAUUUUUUUAAGAAAAAAAUCUGUAAAAAAAGUUUCGAUAGGAAAAAAAGUGAAUAAAAAAACUUUGAAAGUGAUAUUUUCACUUUUUACAUUUUGAGAUUUUUCAAUUAUUCCAAGUCAUUUUUCGAUUUUUUUGUUCGUUGUUUUUUUGGAUGAAAAUAUAGUUUUCAAGAAAACAUCCGAUAUGUUUCUUCAAUUUCCUGUUUCUAUAUUCAAAUUAAAAAUUUAGGAAAUUAAAGUUUUUUUGAUUUUUUUGGUUGAAUUCCUUCAAAAAAAGGAGAAACAUUUAUUUUUUUCUCUAUGAGAAUGAGCAAUUAAAAAUAGAGACAACGUUCUGAAAAAAACAAAUUUUUUUCAUAAAAAAAUUUCUCUUUUUUGACGGCCAUUCAAACUAAAGUUCCCUUUUUAUUUACCCGAGUCUUUCAGGGUGUAUUUUACGGGAAGAAAUAUGUUUUCCGACGGGCGCCAAACAAUUUCCAACGUCUUCGGAAGAUCGGAGCCGUCGGAGACGUCUACAUAAAUCCCUACGACAAGGAGCUGGAAGAGGAGGAGCUCGUGGCCAUGUUCAUGCCUCCGCCGAGGCCCAUUGACAUGGACAAGGAGUUCCCGAGGAUCAAAAAACCCGUCCCCAAAAAACCCCCGGCGGUCGUGAAGCAGGAGGAAAUAAAGGUCGAAGAACCGCCCAAGAAGGAGGAAAAUGGAAAGAAGAAGAAAAAAAAGAAGAGGAAGAGGAAAAUCGUCGUGAAUGGAGUCCUGAAGCGGAAGCUGGCCAAGAAAAAGCUGAAAAGGGUCGGUUUUCCAUUAAAUUGUGUAAAUUGACUGGUUAAGCCGUGGGCUUUUAUCACCUUCCCCCUCAAGAAGAAGCUGAAAAAGCCCCCAUCGGAUGAUCUAAAUAAUUUUUUUGAAAUCAUUUCAAAGCUUUUUUUGAACCCUUUGCGAGCCAAAUGUAUUGGCUAUAUCUUAUCCUAGUCCUGAAAUGGCAAAAAAAACUCAAAUAAAUUGAUGUACGAAAACCUUAAAAGCUUCUUUUUUUCUUUUCAACGUUUUAAAUUUAGGUAGUUUGAUUUUAUUCGUAAAAACUCGGAGGAAAUUUUUGAAGCUAAAUAAAUCUAUUUUGUGAACAUUUUUUUGUAUUAUGAGGAUGAUACAUAUCCUCAAUUCUAUUUCAAAUCACCUGAAAAUUGGUCAGAAUGUAGAUUACGCUCAUUUAUAAUGAAUAACGUUGGAAUCCGACUGAAAAUCGAAUUUCAAAAUUAAUCGCAAGUUUUGUCAAACUCAAGUAGCUUUAAGGUGUAGUUGUUGUGACGCGUUUGAGCCAUUCUCCCUGCGACCAUUUUUUUUUCGACUCUCAAAAAGUGAAUGAUAAACAAAAUUUGGAACUUUUAAACUGAUCUAAAUCGUUUUCCAUUUUCAAAGUCUAUUUAAGAUAAAUUUCCAAUUUUUGGUGGCGAUAAGUUCAUAAUACCCCGCCUUUCGGCGAGUUCACUUGAGUUUCCAUUAAAACACAAGUUUUUUUCAGAGAAAGAAGAAGAAGAAGAAGAAGCAGAAGGUCGAGAAGGUUGUCGAGUGCGACGUGAAGCCCUCGACUUCGAGCCAAAACCCUGACUAUAUCGAAAGAGAAGUCGAUCUGGUCAACCGGCCGAUUCCCUUCAUCGAAGAGCUCAUCAUCGACGAUUUCUCGCUUUUGCUCUUUUCCUGCUUGGCUGAUGAGAAGGUCAGGAGUCUUUUCAGUUCUUGCAAUCCGUGAAAUGAAAAAAAUAGUUCAAAGUUUUUCAAAAAGAGCUCCGAGAGCGUUUGAUCGAAUAAGCUUCAGGAAAAAAACAAACUUGAUUUUUUUCUUUAUUUUUAACCUGAAUUUUUCUUCAAAGGUCCGAGCUAUUUUUCAGUCUCCGCAAUUUGCAUAAUUUGAGAUUUUCAGUAAAAAGCUUCGAAAGCGAUAAAUAAAACAGGCUACAUGAAAUAUUAUUCAUUGAUUUUUUUUUUUUGAGUUUCUACAAGGUUAAUGUUAUUUUUUGUUCUCUCAUUUUCAUUUCAAGUGUUUAUUCGCCAUUCCGCAAUCAGCACGACAAAUACAAAAAAAAAAUAAAACAUCAAGACAAUCAAAUAAAUCUAACAGCUGAUCUGUGGAAACGGCUGGAGGAAAAGAUUGUCUGAGUAGACGGUGCUAACCCCCAUUUGGUAUUUAAGUUUGUUCUUUGUAUUUUUUAAUAAGUUAGAAUUUUUCUAGUUUUUAGUAGGAUCUAAUGAUUUCAAAAACGAUGUGUUUGAUUCGAACCAUGAGGUGAGCAUAAUCUGAAACUUGCCGAUUUCGUAUUCAAUGAUAGUUUCUCUCUCCAGUUGGUUCCAAAUGGGUAUGACUCUAUGAUUUAGGAAGCGUUGUUUGAUCAAUUCAUUCAUUGGUUGAACAAGUCUCAUUCCAUUUCCUCUGAGUUGAUUAUUUCUACUCGAAUUCAUCAUUAAUUUAACAGGCGACUCACUCCAAAAAUAUCCAUGAAUGUAUUUGUGAACGCAACAAACGUCUUUAAAAAGUCUUCUAGUCCAUAACGUCGAUAGUUUCAGUUUGGCUAAUCUACUGCGAUAAUCCAAUUUCGGAUAUAAUCUUUUGGUAAAUUUUCUCUGGACUGAUUCUAGUUGAUUUAUAUCAUUCAAAUUUAGCGGGCACAUUAGUUCGGAUCCGUACUCAAUGAUAGGCAAGAUUUUUGGCUUUAUAGCAUUUUAGAAAGUUAUUUUUGAGAGAAAUGAAAAACAGCGAAAUAAAUUAUUUAUUAUUUUUCAUACAUUUUUUUGUACUACUAUACUCACAUGGUGCCCCAUUUUCAGAUUACUCGUGAAGAAGAAUCCCAGGUCUCUGACAUUUUGUUUAGUGCUAAGAGUUUGAUCGUUAAUUUUGUAUGUACUGGGUUCUGUCUUUUUUCCAAACUGAACUAACUCCGUUAGAAAAAAAACACGAUGAUUUUGCAGAUAAUGUAAUUAGAAUGAGAAAAAUUGGUGAAUAAAAUGAGCUUCAUGAAAUUUUUUUCUUUGAUUUUUCUUUGUUUUCAGCGCUGAUAUUUUUUCAGUCUCAAGAAAUUGAUGAAAUUUGGAUACUUGAAGUCCUAACGCAGUGAAAAAAAUUUCUUUCGAUUUUUAUGUAAAAUCUUAGAAACUGAAAUCUACAAGAAACUCUUUUUACUUCAACAAAAAGUUCCAAGAAAUUAUUGAAAAAAAGCUGAUUUUAAUCAGUCAAAUGCGCUCCGUGGUUAAUGAGACCAUUGAAAUCAAGUUUGAUGUUUGAAAAAUAUUUCUUCCUAUCGUUUCUGGUAGCUAUUGUAUUUAUUUUUAUUUUUGGGUACCAAGAGUUUGAAUUUUCCUAUUGUUUAAUCAGUUUAAAAGGUUUUUUUGCAGCAGUAUGAAAGGGAGCUGAUAGAACGGAAGAAACGAUUCAUACGAUGGGUGAGAAGAAAAAAUCGACGAAUAAUGAUGCAGCUCGUCAGGAAACGCGAACGAGUUCGACGGAAAAAGGUACAUUUUUCUCACUAUUUUUCUUGGUCCCCAGCUCAAAAAAGAUUGAAAUGUUUCCACUGCUGUAAUCUCUAUAAUCUCUUGAUGCGAUUUUCCCGGAAAAAAAAAACUCGUGACCGACUUUUUUUUAGUUUUUGAUGUUUUGGGGCUGACUGACGUGCUGUAAUGUUGUUACACUAUCAUCUGGUCAUCCUCCUUCUUUUUUUUCUUGUUACUGCGAUUUUGUGACAAGAAGGGUUCAGAAAAGAUCGUUUCGCAAUGACUCAAAAGAGGAAGGAAGCGAUUGGGAAAAAAAUAUAGGAAGUACUGAGAAAAUUUUGGAUGGAUACUUUAGGGUUUUGACGAUUUAGUGGCCACUAUAGUAGUCUAAUUAGUGGCUGAAAACUAGUGGCCACUUUAGGAGUCUGAGUGGCACUACUAGAUCCCUAAAAACCACUAAAGUGGCCACUGAAACGCAAAAUAGUUAGAGUGGCAACUUCAGUGUUCCUUUCUAAGAAGUCCUUGAGGAGCCUCUUAAGUGCUCACUAUGAUUUUUUUCGAAGACUGGGAAAAUUUUUAGAGGCCACUAUAGGGUUUUGACGAUUUAGUGGCCACUGUAGUAGUCGAAUUAGUGGCUGAAAACUAGUGGCCACUUUCUGAGUGGCACUACUAGACUACUGAAAACCACUAUAGUGGCCACUAAAACGCAAAAUUGGGGCUUCUGUAGAUGGGUUUUUUGGCCACUUUGGUGUUAUCUCCAAGUAGUACUUGAAAAACUUCUAAAGUGGCCACUAAACUUUUUCCCGGUAAAUUCUAGUUAAUAGAAAAAAAUCAUAGCGAUUCCCGCUGGUUUGAGGUGCGAAGAUUUUAAUUGAAAAAUUAUUGAGAAUAGAACUGCAGAAUUUCAGUAUUUUUCCAGCUUUUCGUAUGAAAAAAAGCUCCCCAAAUAAUUGAAAUUCUAUAAUUAUUAUCCAUUUUUUUCUCCCUUUUUUUGAUAGUUCAAGCUAGAUUCAACGCCACACGCGAAAAUCGCAAAGGAAAUUGGAGCCAAUUAGACGGUUUUUUUUUCGCGUCUCCUUUUUUUUUCUCGGCAAGGGAAUUCACUCCUAACGAGGUUGCCCUCUUUUCCAUUAGUGACAAAUAUGGGAAAGAGUGGAGAAGAGUGCAAACUUUUGCACGAAGAUCUUUGAAACUCUGAGAAUUUUUCUUUAUUGAUCGGCUAGUCAAGCAAAGCUCUAUACGAUAGAAAGUACGGUUUCUCAUUUUGAGGCGUUUCUUGAAGGUGUAAUAUUUUAAAACGGUAUUAUUUCUCGCUGGAGCCGUUAUCAGAUUAGGGAAUUCAAAGGAAAGUUUUGAAAUUUUCAAAAAAUUAGAAAGAUUUUUUUGACUUUUAUUGUAGAAAAACCCGCAGCUUUCAAUUCUUAAGUUUCUGAAUGAUUUUUCUAAGUUUCAUUCUAAUCAAAAGUAACAUUUUUCUCUAGUUGUGGUUUCUUAUAGCUUUAAAAAAGGAAAUUUCUAUUCUCUGUGUAGUUCGAUCAGUUUGAACUCGGAAAAUGAGGAAGAGAGAAAACAUGCUCAAUUAUUACCUUCUCUCUGCAAUGGACCGAGAAAAAAUAAUGAAUAAAACACGUGUUUUCUUUAUACUUGGGGAUACCAAUGGGAAGUCGGACUUUGACCUUUGACAGCUUGAAAAUCAUAAGAACUUCAAGUAAAAUGAUUGUUUUAUAACUCAAAUCUUUUUCUGAAAAAUCACUUGUAUACGAACUUGAAGCCUGAAGAUGCAGAUUUUUAAAGGAAAAAUUUGGGACCAGGAAAUGAAGAUUUUUUCUUCGAAUAACUCUCUUCUUUUUCAGAAGUUCAUACGAGAUUUCGAGCGACUGAAGAAGAAACACGCGAGGAAAGUCCGAAGGGCGAAGGUAGAAGCUGAGCGACGGACGCGCUACCUGCGACUGAAACAAGCGGUCCGCGAGUCGCUGGCCGCCGGCCGAGUCGACGGUAACCUGCUCCACCAAUGGCUGGUCACCACGCAGAAGGAGAAGCUGCGACGUCGCGACCGACAACAACGACUGCGACUGCAUCGCGAACGCGAGGCCGGUCGCAGAAUACGCAGACGCGUCUCCUUCGUCCGACGCAUAAGAUUUCCCAUCGCGCGACUUCAGCUGGUCGAACUCAUGCAUUCGAAGCCGCUCAAGGGGAAGAAGGAGAUCCUGGAGCACAAGAGGAAAGUCGAGGAGAAGAAAAAGGCGCUUCAUCAGAUGGUCAUGGAUAAGUACCGCGUGGAGAAGAUCAGAUGGGACCAUCGGAGACAGAAACGAAAAUUGGCCCAGGCCGAAGCCAAGCUUCAGCAACAACGUCGUUUCCAGAAAGAAACUGCUUUCCGGGAACGAAUCAGAGUCUUCGUGAAUUCCUGUGAAGAACGCCGGAAACUUCGCGGAGAACAGCCGAAAGAAGAGCCCAUUUUUGACCAGAAGGCCGUCUUUCAGUCGCUUCAGGCCAAGUUGGGAAGGGUUCUGAAAGUGAUGAAGAAAGAACAACUUGCCGCGAAGAUAGCCGAGAAGAAGAAGGAGUUGAGAAAGCAGAGGAAGGAGAAGAUGGAGAAGAUCAAGAAGGAAGUCAAGAACGAGGUAGAUCAAAAAGACGUCAAGACGACGCCGAAGAAGAAGAAGAAGAAGAUCAAAGCACAGCCCAAAAACGCCGAAACAAAGGUACGUCUUUAUUUGUUUUUAUUCCGUUUUUUUUUUGCUCCCCAAAGUUUGCCGAUGUUUUCCUUUUUUCACGUCCGACACAUUGAAGUGGGUCGUUGUUGUUUCUCUUUCUCUCCGAUUUUCCGAUUUUGCCCCGCUUUUUUCGUUUCGGACCUCUCAUCAUUCGAUUUGGGAAAAAGGCUUUUGAGAAUCCCAUUUAGAAAAUUUAAGUAAGUUGAACUUCAAAUUUUCUUUGAGCUGAUUUUUUUUAGGUCAGCUGAGUUUCAGAAAAAGUUUAUUCUGCGAAUCGCUUUCCCCUGAAAGUUUUGUGUAAACUUCCAAAGUUUUUCUUAAUAUUCCCAUUUUUUUUUCCUUUUUUUCAGCUGUUCCAAAUAUAUUCAGCUGUUUGUGGUGAAAAAUCCCAGACACUUUCCUAGUAUUCAAUCCUUUUUUUCAGUCAUCCGACAGCCAUAAUUUCCUUUUUUGGUUUUUUUUGAGUCCUGUAGGCGUUUGCGAUCUACGGUCGAAAGAGGAAAUUUCAGUUUUUAGCUUGCAACACCUUAUAAUCAUUUUUUUAUUUCUUGGAACUCUUUCAAUUGAUACCUUACAAGGGAUAAUUUCCAAUGUUUAGCUAGUUUGGCUUCAUUCUGAGAAUGGAAGCUGAUUUAAUUUGCACCUUGAUUGGGGUAAUUUUAGUGUUUCGCUUCAUUCAACUGUAAAGCAUAUAAUCAAGUUUGUUUAUCGGAAUUUUUGGUGAUUGUUACCUUGAAAAGGCGUAGUUUUUACUAGAAAUGCUGACAUUUUGUUUUGAAAAUAGCAAUUUCAACUUGAUUUUUGUUGAAGUUUCUGUCUGUUUCUUUGAUGUGGGAGAAAGGCGUCUAUUACAUCCAAUUCACGGCGAUUUGAGGCAUUAAAAAAACAGAACAAAGUCUGAAUCUAUACUAUUCCCAUGCUAUUUUUGAAGAUAAUUUUGAAAUUCACCUUUCUUUUCUGAGCUAACGUCCAAAGGCAGUCGUGCAUGAGUCACCCUUUCAAUUCAAAAUUACAAACGUGACAUUUAUCUGAAAUUAGGAAAUGGUGUUUAUACUUUGGUCUUCUUCUAUCUUUUCUGCCAUAGAAAAAAAAAAUAAUUGCUGUGCAUCCUCCCAAACCAGGAAGUAAUCUCCUUUCAGAAAAAAAAAACCGUUCUUCUCCAUAUCCGAUGAUUUCACAGCCCACGUAUUCCAAUUGGGAAGGGAAACUGAAUUUGGAAGAGAAACCGGAAUUUGUUGGUCCCCACCACCGAAUUGUUGUUUUUCUGACCACCACGAGUCUAUCUCUCAUUUUGGAGAAGAGAAAAGAGAGAGAGAGAGAAGUAUCGUAGCAAGUCAAGGUUGCGCGGCGGCGACAACGGCGGCUGAUUCUUGCUCCCUUUCUGCAUCUCUCUUUUCUUUUCCUUUUCUUUUUUUUUUCUUUUUUUUUCCCGCGCGCACAUCUUCCGCCGCCGAUGUCUGUCCACGGGAAAGUCGUCUGACACGGCCGGCUGUCCGUCUGCACUCUCUCCAUCUCUCGCUAUCCGUCCAGCCACUCUAAUUGCCAGCCGGCUGGCCCCCAUGCAUCAUCGAUCUCUCCGUCUCUUGCAAACGUCGUCCGAAAAUAAAAGAUGGAUUGGGCACCACCCACAAUGACGCGCCGAGUUCCUCGUCUUUUGGAACUUCUCUCCUCGGAGUCGUUUUUCGGGACUUGUUGGGUGAAACUUUAGCCUUCUCGGUUACGGUAGUUCCUAGAAGUUUUUCACGAAACUAAAGUUGAUCUGUAGAUGGUUUACAGAACCUAUAGCUCGAUUCGGGAUAUGAAAGGUUUUUCAGAGAAAAAUUUUUGAUCUUUUUUAGUAGGUUUUUGAAUCUGUUUUAAAGUUUUUCACAAAUCAUAGCUUGGUCAUGGUACUGUCCUCAGAGCAAUUUCGAGUCUUUGAAAUUCAAAAUUCAAGAGGUUAGCUUCAUAAAUCUUUGAUAAUCCGCUCUAAAACAUUUUGAGAGACUGACCGGAAAUUUCGAAGUUUUCGAAUUUGAAAUAUUUUUUUCUCAGUUCAAUCUAUCUAUCUUAUAAGGCUUUUGAAUUAUUCUUAAAAAAUCAAAUUAAUAGUUUCAAUCGCUUGAAUUUGGAGAAAAUACGGUUUCUGUCAAAAUUGUGGUCCUAACUACAGUGUAGUUUGACGUCCUGCAAAACGGAAAAAAAAGCCAAUUACUCAUUUCGAAUUCCAUUUUCGUGUGAGAAAACAGAAGGAAAACUACAUUUUAGUCCUAUUCAACAUGAAUCAAAAAGUUUGCCCAUUCGAACUUUUGAGUAGUUUUAGAUAGGACUUCUUUGAAUUCCCGAAAGGAAGCCAAUUUGAGAUUUUUGCUCUUCAAUUCAUUUCUAAAAGGAUUAUUUAUCAAAUAAGUCUUCUUCCAACUUAGUCAAGUGCAAAGUUUAAUAAACUUAAAAGAAAAACAGAUUUCUGAUGUCCCAAGUUAUUUUAGUGAAUCCCGGUGACUGAAUUAAUUCGUUUGGAGUUUCAACCGAGAGAGAAAGGUGCAAAGGUGGAAAAAAACAUGUUUGCGUCUACAAUUUAUAAAUAAUAAAGUACAUUAUACGCCCUUGUUAAUUUAAUGUAGCGAAAUCGGCGUGGUUUUUCGCCUUCUGAGGUCACAAAUUGAUUCGAAUUCGAUCACGGAAUAUCACCUUUUUUGCUGAAACUUUCCUCACCUAGACUAGACAUUCUCCUUAUUUUUAGGAGCGACAGCGUAGUCUAUUUGCCAUGCACUUGAUAAGGCGUCGUAUAAUUUGAUGACCCCUCUCUGCCUUCGUCUUCCCUCUGCCUUUCAUGUCAGGCUGCAAUUGCAUUGAAUCGAAUUGAAUUGGCGGGAGUAGGGGCGGUUUAAUUGAGAAGUGGCAAGCGCCAAAACCUACACAUAAUCCCAACCAAUCCUCACUUUCAAAUAGAGAAUCGGACAAGCGAAAGUUUCUGGUCCGCUUCGCGAUUUUUCGGCUUUAAUCGCGGAAGUUUUGUCGCGAUUCACUACAUCCCAAGUCCAGUACAAAUUUCCGUUGGAUUAAAUCUUUUUUUUUCUCUCACUUUUUUCCGUCGUUGAGCUCAAAAACUAGCCACAAAUCAACAUUUUGAAGUGUAUGUUUGAACUAGGCGCGCUACAAUUCGUUUGUACUUUGCUCUAAGCUUCUGGACGAGAGGAUAAGAGUCUAUUCAAACAUCUGGCUUGUAGAAUAGAGAAUGGAAAAGACGUUUUCAAGCUUUGGUUGAAAAUUUUGUUAAGCCUUAUAAAUAGGAUUUUUUUAAAGAUUUUUUUCUGAAAAAUAUAUCUUUUUUUCAUUCUCGAUAAAAAGUGAAGACUUUUUUUCCCCCGAUUUCAAAUAGUUCAGUGAAUACAAAAUGAAAAAUCGAUUGAAUUCAAAAGCCCUUCCUCUCAAAAAAAUUGUUUUUUGAUUUUUUUUAAUGACUCAAGGUCCAAAAACCAACGAGUUUUCAAGCUUUUUUCAUGUCUUCAAUUAGACUUAAUAAUCGUUCGGUCAGUUCAUUUUAAGGCUAGAUUUUUGAUUAAGCUCUUUUCAGGACUAUCUAAAGUUCCCUUAGAUAACAGUUUUCAAGUUUUUCAUGCCCUCAAAUCAGACAGACACCCGAAAAUCGGUUAGUCAGUUCGUUUCGCGCCAGAUCUUUGGUUCGAACCUUGUUAGGACCGUCUAACCUUUCCUCUCAAAAUCAAAAAUCGCACUCACUUCAAGUGUGUUGGAACCCUUCAAACAGACACACUCGAAAGUUUGUUCCUCGUUUGCUCUGAACGCUCCCGACCGACGUUUCCUCCUCCUUUCCCGCGGACUGGCGGGGGGUGCGCCGGAGAGAGAGUGCGCCAAAAAAAGAGCGCGCCUGUUUACGUGUGUCUUGUGUGGCGGCCCGAUGACUCGACGUCGUCAUAUUUGCAGAGGGAGAGACCUCCUCCUCCAUCUCUUUUUCAAUUCUCUCGAGACUGUCUGCGUCUCCCGCUUUUCCGCACUCUCUCCUCUCUAGUCUCCGUCUCUUGUUUGCUUUCUGGUUUUUAUCGGUGUCUGUGCUCUGCGCGUCUCUCACGUUUGUUCUUUUGGGUUCACACCAAAGGACCAGACUGAAAAAUUGCACUCUCGGCCGAGGGCCGUCGCUUCCUCGUGACUUCUUCUUCGUUUCGGUUCUUUUUUGCGCAUCGCUCUGCCGAAAAGUAUGCGGUGUUGUUUACACUGUGAUGGCGUCCUGGAAGAGAUAGAGAUAUAGGUACAGGUGCACCCGUCGGUGUGUAAGAGUUGUCUGGCUGUUUAAUAAAUGGUUUAUCUUGAGUCAGGAUAUAAAUAAACUCGGCCCUUUUCGCUGGGUUGUAACAAGGCUGUUUUCGAGCAACAGUUGAUAAAUUGAUCUUUUUGAUCUUUCUCCUGCAGGUUUUGCAAAAAAAAAAAAUGGAAUGAAGUUAAAAGCAAGUUGAAUUCGAUUACACGAGACCGAGGAAUUUUUAUAAUCGUGAGAAAUUUUUCCAUAAGAAGAGCGAAUAUUUUCAAAAAAUCAGGAAUAUCCAUUGAAUUAAAAGACGAUGACAAACUCCUAAUAUGAUUGAAAAAAAUCCCUUUUUUUCAAUUUUUCAAAUCCUUAUUAACAAAAAAAGAUGAAAUUGAUAUUUUAAUUAUUUCCUUAUACAAUUUAUUUUUCAAAAAUCGUUUUCAGGAAUCUUAAUAUGGAAUGAAAUUGUAUUUUUCAAAACCCCCAAAGUUUAAUUAAAAUUUCUAAUUAUGAGCGUAAAAAAACAGCCCAUUUGAAAGAAGGAUCUUUAAUUAACGGCGGAUUAACUCGGCAAGGGUUUUUGAUCUUUCCUGAUUCAAUUCUCUCGCCUUUUUUCUUUCCUUCUCAGUCACAUGUAGUUCAAACCUUACAAUUAAGAUUACAUAGACGGCAAACAUCUUGCCUUUUGUCUGCUUAUCAAAAGAAGAAAGGAGAAGAGAGGAAAAAGAGGAGUUUGCAUAGAUAAAGUUUAACGUCAUGUGACGGGGCACGUUCCAACUCAAACAUUUUGGUCCCCGAGUUGUUCUUUGGAUCCUUUUCAAGUGGAGGAGAAGAAGAAGGAGGAGGAGGCUCCGUCUUUUCUUUUCUCUCCUUCUUCUUAUCCUUUCACUUUUUAUCGACCUUGACUGUUGUCCUUGGCAUCGGUGUUGGUAUUGGUACGUCUGCAAGAUAGAGGCAGGGAGCAGAGAGAGAGAGAGUUUAUCGUUAUCGUUAGUUUGCGAAUCGCGUUUGGGUUCCUUAUCAUUUUUAUUCGAUGGUCGCAGGGCCCGAAACAGACGUCACCACGUACACUUGAAAUCCGAUCUCGCGCUUUUGAUAUUCAAUUCCUCCCUCUCCCCCCAUCGUUUUUCGCCGCCUCAUUUCGUCCUUUGCUCUCCAGCAACAAUCGUUUUUUGGGCUUUUGGUCUCCAAAUUGAGAGAAUUGGUUCUCAUGGACCGCUUUUUCGCUUUUUCAAAAAAUGGCUUUGGAUGCAGUUCCUGAAAAGUUACAGUAAUUUCUUCUUUUUUUUUCUUGUUCUAGCGGAAGUUUAAUAUAUAUUUGAGAGGCUUUAUUGUAUGUUCAAAAAAGUUUGAAAAUAGUUGAAACGUGUACUUGCAAAGGAUUCUUUUCAGAAGACUUACAGUAGUCCAUACCUCAAAUUAGUGAAAAAUAUUUGCAAAAUUUGAAGCCUGUUUUGACUUUUUUACACCUGAAGAAGCAUUUUUCUGAUAGAGUUUUUUCUUAGAAGUAAUCUUUUAGUUUUUCAAAAAGGUUCAAUUUCAAAAAAACAGAGUUUAAAGCGAUAAAAAAAACUCCAAAAAAAUUAAAUCGGAUUAAUUUAUCGUUAAUUAGAAAGAGUUUCCCUGAACUGAUUGAUGUUUCAAAACUUGAUAGAUGACGUUUUUCUUGUUUCAUUGAUGCGAUUUUGCAGAAAAACCCUUUUAGAAACAACAAUGAUCGUAUUUGGCGAAGCGGAGUUUAGUUUGUAGUCAAAAGUUGAAACCUUGCGUUUUUGUCGUCGUAUUUGUGUACUUUUUUUUUGGAGUUUGACAAAUAGAGAGAAGAAUUCCAGUGGAGAGUUGUUCAAAGAUGUAAAAAGUAAACGAUUUUUAAGGGAUUUUUGUUUUCCUUCUGAAAUAUUCACCUUCAAAAAAAUGUUUUCACAAAGAUCACAAUUAGCGAGUAUCACAUUACGGAAGUGAGACGAGGAAGAGAAAUUCCAGAAACUUUUCGCGAAAAUCUCUAAUUUGCUCAAUUUGCAAGCCUUCCUCUGUGAUGAAUCAGGUUAUUAGGUGAGAUAGAUCCGUUUCUGAGAAAGUCUGGACCAAAAGCUGACAUUUUGUGGGAUUUUCCCCUGAUCUUUUUUUCCCGCUUGUAGUUUCCUUGAACUGGAAUCUCGCUUAUCACUUUGUCACCCGCCGUCGUCGAACUUUCCCGUUAUCUCUUGUCUUUCUUUCUUUCCGAUUCUUUUUUUUUGGUGGCUGGCGACUUAUCAGUCAGUGAGAAGGUCCUGAUUUGUUCGGCGUGUCUCGAAAGAGAACAAGAUUGGAGAAUCGAAUCGGGAAAAAGAAAUGAAAUCGGUGUGCGCAAUGGCGCGGCCUUUCCCUCUCUUCUCAUUUCCCAGAAACCAUCGUAAUCUCUAUACCCGUCGUCGUCGAGAAAUCUCGUUCUUUCCACGUCUUCUCCUCUCUCGGAUAAUCUAUCUUCCCUUCUUCUUUUUUUUCGACGACACGCCGUUGAUGAUAAUCCUCUUGGUGUCGCCCACCUAUUUUUUUUUCUUUUUCGUUUUUGGCUUACUGAACGAAGCCUAAUUAUGAUGUUUUGAGCAUGUCUGCUUUACCGACCAAACAACAGAAAGUAGAAAAGGUUAUGCUUCAAAAAAAAAGUGUGAAAAAAUAGCCGCGAAAGCAAUCAACUCGCGUGCUCCACGGGUAAUUCAAGCUCGUAAAGUCUGGAGUUUUUUCGAUUUCCCGUUUUCUUUUAUCAAAGAUCAGUAAUGUAGACGGAUGGAGUUUAGAAUUUCAAAAAAACUGAAAAAAAAUGUCCUCUAUUCAUUUGCUCUAUGAAGUUUUCAAUAAAAAUGCGAAUUUUUCUCUCCAUUUAUCAACAGAGCGCAAUUUCUCUGCACGAGACAGCUUUUUUUCUGCUACCAGAUUCAUCACUUUUCAAUUACUCCGAGACUAUUAGUUUUAAUAAGCGCCCCAAUUUAUUCAGCCCCUUUGAGAGAGAAGGAAAAAAGAUUGUACUUUGAAGGGAGCGCAUGAGUCUGGCGUGUUUGCAUGCCGUAUUUGGUUGGUCAUAUGGGAACCGAGUGCAAGGGAGGGAUAUUUUCAGCCGACAGAGAAAAGAGUAGACCCACCUCCUUCCUUCCCCUUUACGUAUUGUGCGUUCAGAGAGCCGACAAAUAUUUGCUCUGUCUCUCUUUUAUAUUUUCCCCCCUUUUCCACGCCAAAUACACACACACACAGACACCAAACACAAAUACAUACAUUUCUCCCAUUUCGUUUCGUCGCUCCUCUGCUACAAUUUGAUUUUGCGUCCGGAAAUAGGGUGUAGCCGUUUUUUUUCGUACGGUGAUUGAUAUUGAAAAAAUAGCCGCGAAAAUUUUGGACAACUUUGCUCUAUUGCAAAUUACUUCCAACAUCUAUACAGUUUUUCCUUUCAUAUAAAACACAGCACAGUCUUUCUACGCAAAAAUUAGGGUGUGAAAAAAAAGCCGCGAAAAUCAUCUCAGCUUUGUGAACAACUUUGCUCUAGCGCGCUUUUCUUUUGAAAAUGUACUGCAGAUCUAUUUUUGCCCUUUUUGGUAUGAAAUUUGAGCUCUGAAAAGACCUUUAAAAGAAUUUUUGAACUUUUCCUUCGAUUUUCAGCUUUUUCUGCAAAAACUUUUGCAAAAGGCUGGGGAUUCCUCCCUCCUUUCAGCAUUGAAAGUCAGCUGAAAAGUGGAAGAAGUCUGAAACUUCUCCAAACUUUUUUUUUGAUCUUCUCCUUUUUUUCUGAAGAAUGUUCUGUUGAUCUCGAGUACCACGCUGUGAUAUUUGUCAGCUGUUCUUUACACGAACCGCCGUUUUUCCUUUCUUCUUUUUCGAGGCGAUCAUAAUACACUUACACUCGGUGUCAUAUAUAGGACCGUAAUUUGCAAUCUGGUUGCCAAAACGUUAUCAAAUCAGUGGCGCCGGCCUCGGCCCCCGUGUGAUUUUGCCCCCCAACGCAAACGACGUUGACAGAUGUUGGAGAGAAGAGAAAAGAGAAAAAAAAAGAAGAGGGCCAGAGAAAGAUCUACUCGUUUUGAAGGGCACGUUGCGUUCUCUGCGCUCAAAACUUUUCUCCCUCUCAUCUUUUUUUUUGUUCUUUCCGCUGGGGACCAACUUUUUUUUCGUUUUUUUGGUUUGAAUUGAAUUGAAUCGCAAUGAAUUGAAUUCAGUUCGGCCUUUGAAUAGAGGAACUACAGUAGGAAACUUUUUUCCGCGGUUUGUUGCAAGACCAAAGGUUCAGAAACCUUUUGAGAAGUCAAUUUUGAGUAGAAGCAUUAGAAAGGCGUUUUUGUUGGGCUUGAGGAAUUUUUCAGAUAUGAAAUAGGCUUUUUUCCUAUUUUAGGGCUCCUUUCAAGUUUGCUGUAAGAAUCAUAACCUACAAAAACUAGUAAAUAGAUAUUUUUUUUUGAAAAUUAAACGUAGAUCAAUUAGAUCAAAGAUCACUUCAAUCUCCCAAAAAAAUAUUUCUCUCUCGAGAAAAAACUCAGCCUUUUUGCUUUUUUCAGUUACGCUCGGUUAUUAUUUCAACACUCCCGAAAUCUCAAUUCUCUUGAUCCGUUUUCGAGCUCAAAUGACGUCAUAAAUCGGGUAGCGGCGAUAAUUUCCGGCCUCUGCUGACCCUCCCUCCCUCUCUCCAUGUGUGCUGUGCUUUGACGCUUCGGACCAUAAAUCACGAGGGCCAGCUGCUGCGCGCGAGAAGCGUCCGACUCUCCCCGACUUGUUGGCCCAGAAAAAGGGAUCUUUGAAUAGACUAUUAACGGAAUAAAUUGGAUUUUUCUAUAAAAUGCAAUUUUCAACUCAAAUAGGCCGAUUGUUCACCUGAAAGUGCGCUCCAUAUACAAAUACGUGAAAAAUGUGAAAAAAUAUAGGAAAGCUCGGAAAAUGAAGAUUUCGCUCAGGAAAUGAAAAGGAAAUCAGUAAUUAUAGAAUAAUGAUGCAUUUUUCGUUUCACUUUGAAAUUCGAUCUUUGCGUGAGAAUUCAAAGGUUUUUCUGGAGAUUCGUAUCAAAUUUUCAUCAAAAGCAGGAUUUUUGUGAGAUUACAAGAAGAUUGUUAAUCGUAAGAAGAAACAGAUUAAAAAUUUUUUAUUGGUUUUCAUCUUAAUUUUGUAUUUUAAACUUUCCAAAUUUUGAUUAAAGUGGGCUAAAUUUUGACCAAUAAAAAGAAGUUUUCGCGACAAUAUUCUUCGAAAAAUUGAUCCAAGUUUCGUCAGGAUUUGAAAGUUUCCAAGCUAAAUGUUUCGGCUGAACUAUUUUCACAAAACGGAGAGAAAUAGAGAAAACGGCGGAGGUCCGUCUGUCCGUCACGCCACCGCCGUGGGCGGUCGGUUGCAGCCGCGUCGUCGUCGUCGGAGGCAUUUUCUCUCUCUUUUUCUCUCCGUCUCUCCCAUUGAUUGCACUCUCUCCGUGUCUGCGUCUCUUUCUAUCUCACUUUUUUUUUCCGCCACCGUCUCUCGGUGGAAUUUGAGAGAGAAUGACCGCGAGUCUUUUUUUUUUCCUUCUCUUCUCUUUUUUUUUUUGCUCGCUCCGUCGUAUUUGCGCGUCCUUUUCUUCUUCUCAUUGUCUCGCGCGUUUCCUCCUUUUCGUUCCUUGGUUGGUUGGUUGGUGCAUUUAUUUGCGGGGUUUCUUUUUUGGUUUCCUGGCCUUGAGGUGAUCAAAAAGUAGUUUUCGAGAGUUUAGUCGAGGAUUUGUAGUUUAAAAGAACGUUUGAGAUCGCGGGUUGUACUCUAGCAAGGUUUUUAUCUCCAUUCUUUGUUCUUUUCAUUUAAUUCGACAUUUUGUUUAUAAAAAAAAAGUUUUGGUUUGAACUAACAUGUUUUUGGGAGCCUCUUUAUAGUUUCAAACAGUUUCUGAAGUUCAAAAAUAGAAUUUUUCUAGUUUUUCCUUUUUUUAAGUUUAUUAAAUUUUUGAAGUUGAUUUUUUUCAGCUUUUUGAAAAUAUUAGGAAGUAGUUUCUUCAAGCGGAGCUGAAAAAUAUGUUUUUUUAAUGGCCUGUAGACGUUUUAUGAAAGUUUUGAAGAUCAAAAAUAAAUUUUUUUGAUUUUUCUAGAUUUGCGAGAACAUUUCGAUUUUUUUAGAUGAUUUGAAAUUUUCUAUUCAAAAAAACUUCUUUGCGAUUUUUCCUAUUCUCUCAACUUUUUUGUUCUUCUUUUUCUUUUGUGGGAGGCAUUUGAGCUGUUCGAGUCUUCAAAGGGAUUAUUCUGAUUGUCUUUGUUUGAUGUAAUGGAUGAGCUUUUAUAAAGGUUGGUUUCUGAUCGAAUCAGAAAGGGCUUCUUUUUUGUCUUCUUUCCUUUGUAUCUGGGUUUCGGAAGCUAUUAACUUUCCGAUUGUUAGAUUUUUGAGCUUUUAGAGAUGGGUCGGGCGGAUUUUUUUAUUCUGCAAACUUUAAAAGCUCCUGCGAUAGUCUGAAAACUUUUCGAAGUUACGAAAAGUUUGGAAGUUCAUCUUUGAAAAAAUCCUCUCAAUUUUCCGGAAAAUUCCCCAGUUUUAUCAUGGAUUUUAUAAAUGUCAUAGUCGAUUUACCGCACUUUUACGACUGGAAAAUUGAUAAAUUCUGUUUUAUUGGUUUGAACUUUUGAGUCUUCUGCCCAGAUAAUCUUAUCAAUUCGAUGCGAAGUACGACUUUUCAUCAUUCUUAUUUGUCUGUGGAACGGAGAAAUAUAGUCAAGAUGUAGUUAUUUUGGUGGCCUCUUAUUUUUGUCCGAAGAAAGAUUGAAAAACAGAAAUUUUUGUAGUUUCACACGCACGAUUUGUAGCACUUUUGAACGACUACGUGAUUUCCCAGAAAUGACUCGUGUUUUCCCAUGGAAUUGUAUCUUUCCACGUGUUUUUGUUUCUUUUUCUCUUUUUUUUCAUGUGAAAGUCUGAAAGGUUUUUCCAUGGAUUUUCCCUGGACUCUUGGUGUUGAUGAAAUGGGAAAAAGCAAUUAAAAAGCCCUUUCUUUUUUUUUCACACGGCUUUUUUUGUUUCAGAAAAGGAAUAAAAGCUCUCACUUCCGGUUUCGGUUCUUUAUUUUAUUCCAGUCUUUCAAAGUUCAUUUGCGACUUUUUCUAGUUUUCAAUUUUUUUUUCUCUGUAUGAAAAAUUGAUUUAAAAAGUUCCAAAUAGUAUGUUUAGUCUUUGAUCAUUUUUAAGACUACAGAUCACUCAGUUUGAGAUAUUUUGGUGAAAAUUGAAAUUUUCUAUAUUUUUUUCGGCUUUUUGGAAUCUUUCCUCAUAAAUUUCACCGUAAAAGUUUUUGAAAUUCAUUAAAUUUCUCUAUUCAAGUUCUCAGUCUCAUUUUCAGUUUUCUCCUUUCGUUUUUCUAUCUCCAUCCUACGAAAGAACCCACCAAAAAUCGACAGGAACAGCUUUUUUCUCCUCGUUCCCAUUCUUUAUUAUGUCUCGAAACGAAAAUAUUGAUGAAUCGUUUUGCAGACACCGAAAUCGGCGCCGAAGGACGUAAAGAAGAAGAAGAAUAAGACGAAGAAGAAGAAGGAGCGUGAGAUAAACAAGAAGGAAACGAAGAAAAAGGAGACGCCGCAGGAAAAAGCGACGAAGAAGAACAAGAAGAACAAGAAGAAGAAGGAGGAAAAAGCGACGACGACGACGACGGCGAAAAGGAAACCGAAGGAGGAGACGCUGAAGCUGGACAUGCGAAGCCCGGGAACGACGAUGGUCGAAGCAGUUGAUCAUCUGAAGAGGCCCGCCGACCACACGACUUCCACCCCGCCGCCGCCCUUGAAAGUCCCCAAGAUCGACCCGGAGAUCUUCCGGUUCGUCUGGCUCUUGAAUAUUCAGAUUUUGAGUGGAACUGAGUGAACUAACUUGAGGUUGAGGUCAUUAGCUUAAAAAUAAAUUAAAUGGAGAAAUUUUCUUUGUGGAAAAAUCAGUUUUUGAGAACGAGAGGAAAUGAGAAAAAUCACCAGGUAAUCAGCAAAAGAAGUAGAAAAAUGAUAAAAUGAUGAUUUAUGAAUCUUUUGCCAUGUGUGUCUUUCUGAGCGUUUUACUACAAAUAUUAAAGUUUAAGAAUAAGAAAAAAAUAAAAAAAAAUCCCCCGAGGCUGAAGUCUUCAGCAUAGAAACAAGUUGUGCAAAAAAAAAAACUAUCUAUUAAAUAACAGUACAGUUUUUUAGUACCUAUUUAUCCAUCGGUUCACAUCCAUUUUUAUUUUUGGAUUUUUUUCUGUACCUGAACAUCUUUUUUGCUUUUGAAAGUUAUGUUUCUUCUUUUUCCGCCAAAAACUUUUUGUUUUUAUGGUCCCGAUUUUCGGUCAGGAAAAUCUCAAUCUUUACACAUGAUCUUUCUCGAUUUUAAGCUUGAGAUUAGUAGGUGUGGUCUUCUGAUUCGGACUUAUGUAUAGUGUACACUCUGAUAGAGACAAAGAGAUAAUCCUGAUCCGUUUGCAGAAAUGGAGUGAUCGGCAUCGCGAAGCCCGACGCCUCCUUGGGCGUGACGACGGCGUCGACCAGCGCCGGCGGACUUUACGACCAAGUCAACAAUUUGAACCGUCAGGCACAAGGUAUUGGAGUUGGGAAAUUGAUGGAUAUGGUUGUUAUAAUAGUAAAAAUAGUUUUAAAAAACAUUGUAAAAAAUCAAAGGAUCAAAUAGAGGAUGGGCAAAAAAAUAAAAUAAUAUUUGAAGCCUCGAAAGUUGAAGAAACAUGUGGAAAAACUCAAAGAAAGACUGUGAAAAGUAAAAAAAAAUAGGUCCACAAAAGCUUGAAAAAAAAAGCUUAAAAAUUAAUUCAUUCGUUUUGAAAUGUUCUUGGAUUUGUAUGUCUCGGCAACAAAAAGAUGAGUAAAACAAAUGAAAAAAACUCAAAUUUAUGCCUAUUUUUUUCAUACAGAAAGGGUACCGCAAAAAGUUGAAAAAUUACAGAAAAAAACAAUUUUUUUACUAUUUUUGAAAAGUUCAAAAAACUUCAAUAGCUUCAUUUUUAUUUUUUGUUUGGCAGCUAUCCACUUAAUUGAGGCUCAGUUGUUCCAUUCUUUAGAAAUAUUUUAAUUUUUUCUGUUUUUGAAGUUCAAGAAAGUAAUUUCAAAAUUUUCCACCUCUUCUUGCAAUUUUGCACUCAAUUUAGGCUCAGGGAUCUAUGCUCUAGCAAUCUAAAAAGCAAUUUUAUUUCCUUCUCUUUUUGCCCCACGGCAAGUUGAUCGAUUCCAGGAAGUUUGGCGGAAGCGAGGGCGGCGACGACGGCGUCUUCGCUCUACGUGAACACGAACCCGCAGGGGCUGAUGUCGCAAAACGCCUUGCUGACGGCGGCGACCACCGUCGCCGGCAUGGAUCCCCUGCGGCUCCUGCAGAACCCGGCCCUGGCCGCCGGACUGGUCAACGGCUCCUCCCUGCAGCCGCCCUUCUUGGCCAGCAACGGUGCCACGAUCCCGCUGUUCAGCGUCUUGCAGCAGCAGGUUCGCCUUCUUUUCGAAGAAAGCUCAUUUCACAAAAUAAUUGUGGCUUCCAUAAAAGUUGGCCAGAACACUUCUUGAUGUUCUAGAUGGGGAAAGUCUUAACCUGCAUAAUUUUCUAGUUUUUAAAAAGGGAUAAGUCUUUCAAAAUAGGCCUUGAAGUAGUUUUGGUAUCAAGCUAGAGGUUUCAACUUUUAAACAAAACGGAAAGACUUUCUAUAGUCAAUUUUUCCCGACUUGAAAGAUAACAUGAGCAAAUUGGUUAGGUAGAUUUUUGAGUACGAUUUUUGGCGGGAUUUUCGAGAUCAAACUCGAAUCACAUCUUUUUUUUGACAGUUUUCGAUCAUUUUUGUGGUUUUUUUUUUGGUUUCUCUGGCCUCAUCGUCUUUCGAUUCGCGAGAAAUUGACCGAAUGAAACCUUUUUUCAACUUAUUUGCGUUUCCCACGGAUUUUCAAGAAAGGCAUUUUUUUUCAGCAUUAAUAAGCUUCCUUGUAUGGAGUUUGAUCUUUAUGAAACCUUCUGUAGCUGUAAUGACUGUCACUUGUACAACUAUGGUCGAAGUUCGCAAAAAAAAAAGAAAAGCAACUUUGAAAAGUUUCAAAUAGAUCGAGCUCUAUACGAGAAAUCUGUGAGCAAAGAUUUUUUUUCCUAUUUUCUCUGAAGACACUGUCCAUGUGAGAAGUCAUUGAUGUAAUCCGCAAUCACCUUUUGGGUGUAUCCAGUUUCCAACCAACGUAUUCCAGCAACUCCAAGCAGCUCAAGCGGCUCAGUCCCUCGGAGCCUCAGCUGGACCAACUUCUCAAGCUCCGCAAGUCGUCCCAAACGUGCAGCAGAACCUUCAAACAGUGCCAGGUGAGAUUAUUUCUCAUUAAAUUCCCUAAUUAAUCAACCUUUUCAAGGCCUGAACCUGCAAUUCCCGGCCAACGCCGCCCUGGGAUCCCAACUGGCCGGAGCCGCCUUGAUGGCCCAAGCUCAAGUCCCAGCUGCUCCCAAGGUACUUUAAUUUAAUUUUGAAUACUGUAACCAUCAGACAUCACUCUUCAAUCUAACGUUCAUCUGUUCGUAGAAUUCACCCGAUUUUCACCUGUUUUUAAGCCUUGCAGGUGCAAAAUAAGGCCCGAUUUUGAGAAAGUCCGAAAAGUUUUCGGGGCGUGAACUUUAAAUUUGAGGAAUAGGUUGUAGUUUUGAGGAUAAUCUUUGGGAAGAAAAUUAGAUUAAAUAAUUUUUCGCCUUUAAAUUUUCACUUGCAAAUUAAGUUUUUUUGUCUAAAAAAAUUUUUUUAUCAGGGGUUAAAUGUCCAAAAGAAGUUUUUCAGUUGUAUAAAUUUUUUUCCUACAGCUCAAUUUUUUUGAAAAAGUAAGAAAUAAAUGACAAAAUAUUUAAAAAAAUGUUGAAUUUGAAUGAAAAAAAUUGGGCGAUAACGCAGACACCAUGGUUCCUUUUUCAUCAAUUUUUUUGAAAUUAGGAUUUUUUUCUUCUGAAAAAAAUAUUUCAAAAAAAACGAAAUGAUCUUUUUUUCACAAUUAUUAAAGAGCCAAUCUUUGCAGAGACCUGGUCGCUGGUGUGGAAUGCACGUCCGCAUCGCGAUGGACAUCAGCAACAUGCGGAAACUGCACGAAAAGAAGGAGGUGGCGCUGAACGUCAACGGCAGCGAGGAAGACGCUCCUCCGACGCCGGUCUCCAUCCAGGCGCCUGCCCCGACUUCCAACACGAUUCCCUUGGACGUCGCUCCCUCGGCGGUCGUUCCGGCUCUUCGGACCGACGUCACGUCGGCAGUUCAGCCUCACUGUCCUCCCUCCACCAGCUCCAUCUCCAAUCCGUAUGUUUUUCUGAUUUUUAAGUUAAAGUUUUUUUGAAAUGAAAAAGCGGUCGUAAAUCGAAAAAAAGACCAAAAUAAUCUGCAAAAAAAAUAUUUCAAGAAAAAAAUUUCAACAUGGUUUUUCAUGUAACCAGUUUUUUUCCAAGCCUCGUGAUUAUUAAUAUUCAAAAUUUUCCAGUUUACCAACUUUUCUGAGAUUUUGUUCAAUUAUUCCUUCCAGCAAGGUUUAUUUCCUUGUUUUCAGAUCUCUGGCCGCCAACAUGGUCGUUUCCUCCAUGGGAAAUGUCAACUAUUCAGCACCCUCAAAUAUUGUUAGUGCGAAUUUGCAGGAGGCGGCCCGAAAGCUCCAGUGAGUUCCAUUUCACACCUUUCAGUCUUAUCUUUCCUGUUUCAGAGCCCCACCGAAACCGCCGUCGGCACAACCUCCAGCCGCCGUCUCGGCACGACCCAACGGACCCUCGGUGACGCCCGUGAACAACGGACAGAACUCGCUGAGCAUGGCGCCGCCCGCCGUUUCCGGAAGCCUGACCAACGGGAUCAGCGACGCGGCCGCCUCCCAACAGCAGGCCAUGCUCCAGAUCCUCAUGCAGCAGCAGCAACAGCAGCAGGCCCAACAUCAGCAGCAGCAGCAGCGCGAACAGCAGAUCCAACAGCAGGUCUGUCUUUUCUCUUCACGGACAUUCUCUAAAAAUUCGAAAGUUCUUUAAAAAGAAAUGAUCAAAAUUAUCUAAUUUCCUUAGUUUCAGGUAGCUAACUCGCUCCAGUCGCAGUUAUUGAUGGCGGCAGCCCAACAACAUCAAAACCAACAGUCUCAACAAAAUCAACAACAGCAACAGCUCCAACUCCAGCUUCAACAGGCUCAACAAGCUCAAGCUCAAGCUCAAGCCCAGCAGCAGAACCAACAAUCUCAAGCUCAACAACAACAACAACAACAACAACAACAACAACAACAACAGCCGAUUCGUUUCGAUCAGGCCGCUCUGCUUCUUCAAUUGCAAAUGGUAAGAGGCUCAUUUUGGUGUGACGAUACUCAUGAAAACGUUCAGAUGAACCAAGAUCCGACCCGCAUGGCGCUGCAAGUCGCCCAGAUGGCCGCGUUGUCCGGACUCCCUCAGACUUCGACCGCCAAUCAGAUCAAUCAGCUCGAUAUUCUGAGAGCCGCUCAGGAGCAGCACCAACAGCAGUUGCUCCUCGCCCAGCUCACUCAAGGAGCCGGUGCUGAUCAGCGAGAGAUGCUUCUUCGCCUCCUCUCUCAAGCUCAACCCCAGGUCGUACCUCAACAACCUCAACAACAGCAAGCACAACAAGCGAACCGACCUGCCAGCAUGGAAGCUCUGUUCGCCAUGCAGCAUGCUCAACAACAGCAACAGGCUCAGGCCCAAGCCCAGCAGCAACAGCAGCAGCACCAGCAGCACCAAGCUCAACAACAACAUCAGCAAGCACAUGCUCAGGCUCAAGCUCAGGCUCAGGCUCAAGCUCAAGCUCAAGCUCAGGCCCAGGCCCAAGCUCAGGCUCAAGCCCAGCAGCAGCAACAACAGCUGCAAUCCCGUCUCCAAAUGGCCGGACUCAACGCCAACCUCAUGCCGCCCUCCUCGGCCGCCCUCCAGAACGGCUCGGCGUCCAUGCCAGGCCUCCAACCUCAGGCUCAGACCUCCCAGCAUCAGGCUCUCUUCAACCAGGCUCUACUCGGAGCUCUCCCCCACAACCUCCUCGGCCAGAAACUCCCCUUCCCAGGGAAUGGCCAGCACAUUCCGCAGCUCAAACGUGACGAUCUGGUGCCAAAUGGCCGUUAG
Caenorhabditis auriculariae is the source of this 27278-nucleotide messenger RNA. Lineage: Eukaryota; Metazoa; Nematoda; Chromadorea; Rhabditida; Rhabditidae. The record is from the annotation of a GenBank genome assembly.